GCCCGACGCGCGCCCCUCGGCCCCAGCUGGGGCCGGCGCCCGCCCGCCCCGUCCCGCGCGCUCCUGGUGCGGAAACGCCCCCACCCGCGCGCCCUGCUCCCCGGGGCCGCGCCGUCGACCGUGGGGCGGUGCGGGAGUUGCCCUGCGCGCCCGCUCGCGGCGCUGUCCCGGGGUCCCCCCGCAGCCACAAAGGCGCGUGCUUGGUCAGGGGUUCGGGUACGCCCUGCGCUCCCGCAACCCCAAAGGGUUGGAGCCGGCGGCCAGUGGCCGAUGGGCGUGGACAAACCAUCGGGGAGGAAAGGAUGCAGGCGCUUAAGGAGUUCACAAUUCCAAAGGCAGCUGGGGCGCCGAGGGUACUUCCGCGCGGAGUCCUGCGUUCUGCUGUCCUGCUCGUCCCCGUCAUCUACUCUUUCUUCACCGGCUAAUGGAAACCAACUGCCCGUGUGUCUUUUGCCGCGGCUGGAAGCCAGGAGGGCGACAGCGUGCCUGGCCGGCACCCAGGUGCACAGGCUAGAGAACUUGAGAGUGGAGCCUCCGGAUCACUUUGAGAUGGUGACCAGCGUAAGCAGGACACCAUCGCGCUCGUGGCCGCGGGGUGCUGGCGCGCUCUGCACUGCCCCCUGCUCUCUGACCCACGGAAGAGGCCCCAGACAACCUCCAGAAUCCACUGGAUCGGCACCUCCUCCCGAGUUCAUUCCUCCAGCGCUGCUUCGCCCAAGCUGGCUCCUGGCCCCUGAACACUCAAGAUCGUUUGGGGUCAAAGGAAGAGACCUGGCGAUCAGGUUGGAGGAGAAAGGUAAAUUGAUCAGAAAGAAGGUCAGCACCUUGCCAGAGGUCAUGUGGGGAUUGGCAGAGCCUGGAGUGAGUCCCAACAGUCUGCCCAUUCCUCAGCUUCCCAGCCCCAGCAAGAGCACCUAGAGCACCGUGCUCCCACAUCCCCUCCUGAGCUCCCUGGAAGGUUCUUGGCAGAGAAAGGAAGCCCGGGGCUUCUUGAUGAUCAUGAGUGUCCCCAGUGGAGACCUGCCUGCCACUGCUUUCAGCGGGAGCUCGCAGCACCUGCCGUGGAUGGGCUUGUGCUGUCAGCACCAUGGCCUGUCUGUGACCAGGACCCCUAGCAGCCUGCAGCAGAGUGCAUCCACAGCCCGUGAGGAGCGUCCACCUGCAGCGGAGAUGAACUGCACGCACUUGCUCUCGCUGAGGGGGUCUGAGGCGCACCCCUCUGGACUCCAGUGGUGUCCCGGACAGCAGAAGCCAGCCUGGCUCCAACAGCUGUGGUGAGGGAGAGAAGCAGGCUGGGGUGUUGGUUCUCCCCCGGGCGGAGCCAGCUGAGGUCCCACAUUCCCACCCCCAGCUCCUUCUCUGGGAUGGGAGCACUUCGUAAAGCAUUCUCUCCUGCAUAAGCCAUUGGCUUUCCUCACACAUCAAGUCCUGGGGUCCGUCAUAGAAACCCAGGAUGUGGAAGAACCCGAGGGUUGUGUAGACCCACUUCCUGCCAUGCCCGAGUCAUGACAAAGUGUUUGCCUCAUCGUUCGCGCCCUGCACAGCCAGGCACCCUUAUCGCGCAGGUGUCCCAUACCCUGGAUGGAGGCCGCUCUGCACGCCAUACCUGUGAGAGCCACACAGCAGUGACGUGGCACCUGGGUUACUACUUAGAAGUUAGAGCUGUGUCCUGCCAGCUAGACAAAAUGAGGCACAAAGCUCACCUCCUUGCCUGUGCUCACCUGGUGGGUGGCGGAGCCGACCCCCUGAGGCAAAGAUCCUGCCACUUAGAAGCCACUCUUGGGUCCUGCCAGCUGCAGCCUGCUCUGCCUCGCCCAAGGUCGCCUGUCCACGUGAUCAAAGGUGGCCUGCUUUGCCGCCCACAGUGCCCACACAGGGAAGGCAAGACUCCAACGAAGGGAACUGAUGAGCAGUCUGUCAUCGUGCAUGACAGCCAUGCAGGACCUGGGUCCCCUCUGUGAGCCUGGACUCUGAGGGAUUCUGCUCAGCUCUGCACUUGGCACCUGCAGGUGAAUUGUACGAGGCGUCACCUGUGCCCUGUCCCCUGCAGAGGGUGUUGGGCCCCUGAACCAGGCACUGAUUGAAACUCAAACUAUGCCCCUAGCCUUGGGCUGCAAGUCUGCCCUUCUUAGCUGUAGGCCCCAGAUGAUCUCAUGUCAUGGAGGGCCUGCCCAUGCCUGCAGGUAGAGAUGGGGUCUAUCCUGUGUGGACUGAAGCUGGAGGAGCUGCAGGAGGAGGAGGCUGGGAGAGGGGAGGUGGUGACCGCAGCCCUUGGAGGUAUCCACAGGCGCCCACUAUGCUGGGCUCCGCUCAGCCCUGUCCAGAGAUGGACUGCAGGCCUCUCUUCAGAAAGACCUGGAGCAGCAGAGAAAAUGACUCCAGCAGGCUCCGCUCGGCUCCUAUGCUGCCUGCGGCUGGGCUUCCUCAAGCACAAGGAAUUUCCCAUGCUCAAGCCCUAGCCGCUGCCCAGGUUACCCCCAGCAACUGCUCUGGCAUCCAGGCCUGCAGGGGACAUCUCGGAGCCCUUGGGCUUGGAACAACUGGCAGCCGGCUGCCAUCUGCUGGUCACAGGUUGUAGCAGCGCCCCGUGAGGCUGAGCGCCCAGGCUCCAGGGUUACCAGGGCCAGGCCAGUCAGGAAUGAGGCUCAGGAGCAGGGCCAGUACCCUGCAGCCACCCGCUUAGCUGGUGCUGUGAUGUGGCUUGGGAGGUGAGAUGACCACACGCCUCCGCUGAGUCAACAAGACCUUGUCCAGGGUCACCCUGAGCAUCUGGUUCCUUACCACCUUUGUGCGGCUUUGUGGACUAUAUCCACGGACUUCCUUAACCCUGCAAGUAGGACGGGGAUGCCUACUUAUCUCAUGUGCCAAAGAGUAAAUGAAAAAUAUCAGAGACGGUCCUUCCCGCAGGGCCUGGCUUGUUUGACUGUUUGUACUGUUCUCUGGUAAGUCCUGACUAGAAGGCUAGUGCGUCUCACCUCCCCUCUGAUCUCUGGGUGGCCACCAUCCUUCAAGCAGCACCCCUUUGUGGACCGGACCAUCACAAACACCAGUGUUCUGGAGUUAUGUCUCCAUUAGAUUUUCUUGGAGACAUUUGUGGACACAUAAGGUUUUUUUUUUUUUUUUAAUUAGGAUUAAGAGCUGUGACACUUGCACUUUAAUUUGGAUUCUCCAGUUCAGUCUUGGUCAAAAGAACCCAGGGUUUGGGUUCAGGGCAAUGCGGUGAUGAAGGGGAAGAGGUCAGCCCAAGAAAAUGGGGGACAGGAGAGUGGGAGGGCCCCUAAGUCCCAUCCUCCUGUCCAGGCUGAGGCCUCACCGCCAGCAAGAACUGGAAGCUCCUCUGGGUACCGCAAAGACCAAGGGACGUCGCAGCUGGCUGCACCAUCUGGGCCUUUGGCCCAUGUGGCAGAGGCAUCUAUGAAGUUCGCCAGCGGGCGCUAACCUCCGAGGCCGCCCUGCAGAGGAGGCGCAAACACAAAACAGGGGCUGGAGUCUAGGCCACGCUGCCCCAUGCCGCCCCACUUCCUCGGCAGCUGACCCACUCUGCAAUGGGACUCUGACCCAAGUGCUUCUCCCGAUGGCCAUGGACAUAAGCCUGGAACUUAGCACAAACACUGAGUAGCAGGCUCAGAACCCAAAGACUCAUCGGCAAAAGGCACACACAGCAGUGAGAGAGCACUGUAUAAAUCCCUCAGGCUAGCGGAGCUGAAAAAGAUCAGCGGAUACUGCGAAAUGGGACGAGACUGUCAAAGUGAAAGAGGAACGGAUGGCGGAAAGGAAAAUAUAUAUAUAUAUAUUUAUAUAAGUGUACAAGAUAGUGAAGAUAGUUACACUAAUUUCUAUUACUUCAUCGAAAGGAAAGGUUUGUGCUUAUAUUGUUCGAUCCAUUUUUCAUGCCCACAGCUGAGCAGCUGCUUUGAAAACAUCAAUGCACAGUGCAUUAACCGUGCUGCUGUCCUAGUGUUUAGAGCUUUGUAUCAUCACUUUUCUUUUUUCCUCUUAAAAAAAAAAGCUGAAAAAGAUAAACUCCAUUAUGGAGUAGGGUAUGAGAAAUGGGCGCUUCCGUAUGGUCGGCAGGAAAGCAAAUUUACAGAGAUGUUUUCCAGGAGCAGUUCGACAGCAUCAGCAUUUUAAAGAAGAAAAUCUUUUGUCCUGGCACCUUUGCGUGUAAAAAUGUAAUUUAAUUUAUGUAUAUGCUUGUAUCAGUGGUGAUAAGUAUAUAAGGAUUAAAAACAAAAUCUUGAGGUUCUGGCA
Cavia porcellus (domestic guinea pig) is the source of this 4251-nucleotide messenger RNA. RefSeq lists its product as uncharacterized. The record is from RefSeq and is a predicted model, not a curated record. NCBI's taxonomy places the organism in Eukaryota, Metazoa, Chordata, Mammalia, Rodentia, Caviidae. The transcript has 3 exons. The coding region runs from base 271 to 918 and encodes 215 amino acids.